AUGUCUGCAGAAGCCCCAUUGGACACAGAACUCAGCAGAAGAAGUCUCAAGAAGCAAUGCUCGUUCACCAUCGAGAACAUUCUCUCCAGCCCAACAGAGAGAAGUCCCCAGGUUCUGGUCCCCUUCUGUCUCCAGGGGAUCUUGGACUGUGAGCCCAAGGGGCUGUGUGGGCUGGAGGCCAUUGCUGCUGGCUCUCUGCAGGAGGAGGAGGAGGAAGAAGAAGAACUGGAAACUGCUGGGUGCAGCUGCUGUUGCUGUUCUCAUGCAAGCACCCGUUCCCUGCAGGAUUCUUCAAAUUGGCUAGACACCAGGUUCCCCUGGCCCAUGAGGCUAAUUCAUCCCACUGCCAGGGCAUGUAAGAACCUUCGUGGGAGCCAGAAUGAGCUGCAGACCUUCCAUCAGAUCCAAAGGCGGACCCGCCGGCACCGGACCAUCUUCACUGAAGAUCAGCUACAGGCCCUGGAGGCCCUUUUCAACCAGAACCAGUACCCAGAUGUCAUCACCAGAGAGCAUCUGGCCAACCGCAUCCACUUGAAGGAGGAGAGAGUAGAGGUUUGGUUUAAAAAUCGACGGGCCAAGUGGAGGCAUCAGAAAAGAGCUUCUGCUUCGGCUCUGCUCCUUCAAGGCACCAAAAAACCCUCGGAGGAGAACUGCUAAGGGACUGACGCUAAGUCUCACAGGGCUGCUGUGAAAAGCACCAGUUGCCCUGAUCCACUGGUUUUGCAGCAAGGUGGGACAGAUGGAAGAGGAGUGGGGCUGGAGAGGGAAAGCAGUGAGGGAAUCUUCUGAUUCGAUGAGGUAAAGGGCAGGUAAAGGUAGGUGCUGUAUUUUCAAGUCCUUAGCUUUUUAAUCCAAAAAAAGUUCAUCUCAUGACAAAUAAAACAAACGAGUCAUAGGGCAUGUUCCUCAAAAGCUUAAGCUGAAAAGUUGCCAAAUGCCAAAGGUGGGGAUAGAGCUUGUUCAAUGUUAGUAUUGUAGAUGCAUGUAUGGAUGAUGGAGAAAGAUUUCUCUCAACUUGUCUUUGUUCCUGUACAGAUAGCACUGUGCCUGUUUUGUUGUUAUAAAGUAGAUUCGGAGAUUAUUCUGGAUAAUGGCCUGGGGUUUACAUUGUUUUUACAGUGUCAUGAUGGUGUCUACAGUUGCAUUUUGGGGUCAAGGUGGAUACUGAUUAAUUACACAACUCAUUCCUUAAACAAACUAACAAAGGCUCUAUUUGCAUUCUUCAAAAUAAAUUCAUUCAUGUACAGAGUAGGGGGCAUCAAAGUACUAUUAGUACUUUCAAACUAACGUCUUCAACUAACCUGUGCUAACGCAUGGCUGUAGUACAGUUGGUUGUUAGUGCAGACAAGGCCAUUUGUAUACUGAGUAAUCUUCUCUUUCCAUGACGGACCACUCUGCAGCUGCUCUGCUCACAGCGUGGGUUGGGUUGCCCAGAAUGGGGCAACAGCAGUUGCCAACCCCAAACAAAAUGGCAAAAGAGAAAUGAAAACUAAACUGUAGCACUGCAGAGGAAAAGCAGCACCUGCUGCUAUGGGUAGCUACUAGAGUUUCUACUGCUAGAAGGGUGUAUUUCACCAGAGAAGCUGGUUGUUUCCUUUUUUUGUUUUGUUUCACUCAGCUUGGAUAAUUAAACUAGGUCCGUCAGUUUCACUUUCUGGUUCUCACGCCCUAAGACCUUGCUUUGGGGUCUGGAGUGGUGCAUUGGGCUUCACAACAACACAGAGGAAAGUUUCAGCCCUAGAACUGUCUAUGUGGUGCCCCACCUGCUGUGUAAGUGCUAAGGAUGAUAACUGUUUGCAGUGUUGUAGCCAUGGCAGUCCUAGGAUAUUAAAGAGACAAGGUGGGUGAGGUAAUAUCUUUUAAUGGAUCAACUUCUGUUGGUGAGAGCUUGUCUCUCAAGAUAUUACCUCACCCACCGUGUCUCUCUAAGGAUGAUAAUUGGCCAUGUCCUACAAGGCCAGCCAGCUUUUGAAGAAUCGUUCCUGAUUUCCAUCCCCAUUCUAUGUUUUAUUCCUUGCAGACAGAUUCCCUUUCAUUUUCAGACUUGGAUCCCUCCAUGAUAAUUGUGGGGAAUGGGGUGUGUGUGUGUAUGCAGUAAAUGCUGCUGGAGUUCUUUUCAAGUAAAAUAAAGAUUCAUAAAUCAAUGUACUGGGGAGACAGCUGUUACUGGGACUGGAGCCCUGGCAUCGAGCCUGCCAAACACGAUGCUCCUGACAAAAGUAGUAACGCUACUAAUUUAAGUCCGCAAAGAUUCUGUCACUGUAAAUAACACUUUGCACUUCCACAGCACCUUUGCCUUCCUUCUGUGCUGCAGGGCUGACACCAAGAGCCACACACCAGUGUAGAAUUUUCAACACAAGGCAGGGUAUUGAGUUAAUCCUGAGUGAUCCAUAUUCUGGUGGAGAAUGUGCUCUACCGGGGGUCUGCAGCUGAACAGCGCAGCCCUGAAAGUUGGGAGCGCUGGCCAGGGUGUGGGGCACGGCUAGGGGAUAACAUAUCCAGUGUUUGAAUGCUGGGAAUUGUAAUCUUGUUUUAGGAUAGGACACGCAUACAGGCAAAUAAUACUAAUCUGUUUUCCCCAAGCCAACUACCUGAAAAGCACUAAUUGAACAUUAACGCAUUAUUUAUCUUUUCAAAGGUAUACAUAGGGUUGGCAGGAUUAGAUUAUCAGUAUAUGUCAAUUUCACCAGACACAUACAAAUCAAUGAAAAAAUAUAUCCAUUGAUAAUAAUCAAAAUUUACAGAUGGAUAAAGUGAAUGAAAAUGCUGCCUGAGAAUUUAAGUUUAAUUUAAAAAUAUUUACUUUGUAUAUUUUGACAUGUGAUGCGGACAAUUUGUGUUUUAACGGUUGUAAAGUUUUAACUUUGUAUAUCUCAGUGUCUUCUGUCAAUAAAUAAUGAUUGUUUGACCCUU
Messenger RNA from Trachemys scripta elegans, 2913 nucleotides. RefSeq names its product goosecoid homeobox 2 (gene GSC2). Gene Ontology annotation, biological process: regulation of transcription by RNA polymerase II. Gene Ontology annotation, cellular component: nucleus. Gene Ontology annotation, molecular function: RNA polymerase II cis-regulatory region sequence-specific DNA binding; DNA-binding transcription factor activity, RNA polymerase II-specific. The record is from RefSeq and is a predicted model, not a curated record. The transcript is spliced from 3 exons. Bases 1 to 657 code for a protein of 218 amino acids. NCBI's taxonomy places the organism in Eukaryota, Metazoa, Chordata, Testudines, Emydidae.